This is a messenger RNA of Chlorella variabilis, 1107 nucleotides long. RefSeq lists its product as hypothetical. Gene Ontology annotation, molecular function: ferric iron binding; acid phosphatase activity; ferrous iron binding. NCBI's taxonomy places the organism in Eukaryota, Viridiplantae, Chlorophyta, Trebouxiophyceae, Chlorellales, Chlorellaceae. The record is from RefSeq and is a predicted model, not a curated record. The transcript has 11 exons. Bases 1 to 1107 code for a protein of 368 amino acids.
AUGAUUGCCGGGGUGGCGGCCCAGGGCUCCCAGGCGGACGUGCAAGUCGCCUUGCCGCAGGCCUUCCCCGUGCGUUUCUUCGUGGUUGGCGACUGGGGGAGAGCCAGCGACUCGCACCCCAACGGCUACAACCAGACCCGUGUCGCGCAGAUGAUGACCAAGAAAGCAAACAGCGCCUACGGCAAGCCGCACUUUGUGCUGAGCACUGGAGACAACUUUUACGGCUUUGGGCUGAGGAACCUGAGCGACCCCUGGUUCACACAGAAGUUCACCAACAUCUACAAGGGCCCAGGGCUGCAGGUCCCCUGGUUUUCCGUCUUGGGCAGUGAGUUCGAGCUGCAGUGCGCACCGCUCAGCCUGAAACGCACCCGCACCUUGCUACAUCAUGACUACAGCGAGACCAGCUAUUGCACCCCAGAUGAGAUCACCUCCCCUCUGUACCAGCUUGACCCGGCGCUGCGCAAGCGCGACUGGCGCUGGCACGCGUUCCGCAACAGGAAGCUGAGCCUGGCGGGCGGUCAGGUGGACCUUUUCUUCUGGGACACCACACCCUCCUCAUUGUACAACUUCUACAUUUGCUCCGGAGGAUUCAAGGGAGGCAUCCGCACCCAGAGCUGGCCCAACAACGUUGUGUGGCUCCAGAACCAGCUGGCUGCCAGCAAGGCCUCCUGGAAGCUCAUUGUGGCCCACCACCCGCCCCGCAGCAGCGGGCGCCACGGCGGCUCCUCGGAGGUCAAGUACGCCGUGGAGUCGCUGAUUAGAAAGUACCGGGCCCAGGUCUACUUUGCGGGGCACGACCAUGACCUGGAGCACCUGCACUACAACAGCUCCAGCUUCUACAAGCCCAACUACCACACCAUCGUGUCGGGCGGCGGCUCCCGGCGCUACACCGAGGGCUUUGGCUACGACGACGGCGUGCCUUCCGACUACUACCCCACAGACCCCUCCUCGGUGUGGGGCGCCCUCACCGACGGCUAUGUGGCCGUCACCCUCAAGGCCCAGGAAAUGGUGGUGCAGUUCUACUCCACCGAUUUUAAGAACGGCACGACGGCUGUGCACGUGGCCCGCAUCCCGCGCCUGCUCAAGCCGGGGCCCGACCUGGAUUGA